Molecule: messenger RNA, 504 nt
Organism: Globicephala melas (long-finned pilot whale)
Lineage: Eukaryota; Metazoa; Chordata; Mammalia; Artiodactyla; Delphinidae
Gene: SPAG11B
Product: sperm associated antigen 11B
Biological process (GO): antimicrobial humoral immune response mediated by antimicrobial peptide
Cellular component (GO): extracellular region
Source: RefSeq, a predicted model, not a curated record
GGAGUUUCCGGUCAGUGGGUACAGCCGCUUACGGAAGCUGACUCUCCGCGUGGGCGGGAGGGCGUCCCGCGUCUGGCGAGGGGCGGUGCCCACACCUUCCUUCAAGUUAGAUGUUGACGGUGCUUCAAGGAGGGCGGAGAGACCUGAGGGAACCUUAAAACAUGAAGGUCCUCUUUCUGUUCGCUGUUCUCUUCUGUUUGGUCCAAAUGAACUCAGGGGACAUUCCACCUGCAAUCAGAAAUGUUAUCUGUUUUAUGCAACAUGGACCCUGCAGACUUUUUUUCUGCUAUUCUGAUGAGAAAAAAGCUGAAAUCUGCUCUGAUCCCUGGAAUAGGUGCUGCAUACCACACACAGAGGAAGAAAAAAAUAAAUAAAUACAGUAAACCAGAGAUGGAUGGCGGAUCUAGCACCUAAAAUAGUCUCAGAGGGGCUUCCCUGGUGGUGCAGUGGUUGAGAGUCUGCCUGCCGAUGUAGUGGACACGGGUUCGUGCCCCGGUCUGGGAG